Messenger RNA from Actinia tenebrosa (Australian red waratah sea anemone), 3419 nucleotides. Its product is annotated as FHF complex subunit HOOK interacting protein 2A. Lineage: Eukaryota; Metazoa; Cnidaria; Anthozoa; Actiniaria; Actiniidae. The record is from RefSeq and is a predicted model, not a curated record.
AAUGGCGGAAGAUUCUUGUGAAGAUUUGCCUAAGGUUUUAUAAUCAUCCUCAUCUCAGCUGGUGUUUUAUCGAACUGAAAAUGUUGUUAAGCAAGAUAAAAACGUUUGUCAACGAAGCAGUAGAAGCUCUUGCUCCUGACUUGCCUCCUCAAGAGGACUUCGUAUUCCACUGGAAGGCUGUGACGAAUUAUUUUAUAGAAGCUACAGAUGAGAAAGUGCCAGUUCACUCCACUAAUAUUCCAUAUCAUUUGGAAAAAAUGUUGACAACUCUGAGGCAAGAAGAAGAAGAAGCAUCUGGUGGAUCUACUGGCCCUUGUUUGGAAUAUCUUCUGCAACACAAGAUCCUUGAUACUCUUCACACCUUAGGAAGAGCUGAUUGCCCUCCAGGAAUGAAGCAGCAAGUAUUAUCAUUCUUUGCUAAUCUUCUGGCCAAGAUGAAACAGCCAUUACUGCCUCAUGUGAAUGUCUACAGACCUGUACAUAGGUUGAUUCGUCUGUGUGGUGAAGUGCGUGCAGCUCCUUCUGAGAAUGAGGAAGUUCACUUUCUUUGUACAGUUUGUUCCAAACUGAGACAAGACCCAUAUCUUGUUAAUUUCUUCCUUGAGUUCACCUCUAUAAAUGCCUGUUCUUGCAUUGCCUGUCAACAAACACACAAUAAAGACUCUUCUACUCAUAACACAUGUACUACUUCUUCUGAAUAUACUAGUAGUUUAUCACAGUCGAUAGAGAAAAAUGUACCUCAUGAAUCUGGAGCUGGCCAGGAUUCAUCAACACUGCAAGACACCAGACGUAGGGACAAACCUGAUUAUACACUAGUAAACUCUCUGCUUAACAUGACCAAAAGUGAGGACAGUAGAAUAGCAGUGAAGGCUUGUGAAGGACUCCUGCUGUGUGCAUCAUUACCUGAGGACCAUGCAGCUACUGUUAUAAUCCUCUAUACACCAUUCUGUGAAAUUAUGGCAGAUCGAUUAAAUCCCUUAUUCCAAGCUCUUCAACAGUCCAUGGAUCCUGCAGAUAUAUCUAAUGCCUCGGCAAAAUGGGGUCUUGAUCACAUUGAUAAUGAUGAAGAUAUAUCAAUCUUUCCUGGCAAGAGGCAAUUGAUAUCAUUUCUGUCCUGGUUUGACUAUAUUGAUCAGCUGGCCAAGAAUUCUCACAAGUUAGUUGCCAAAGCACUUGCUGUCAGUGUAAGAGAGAGGUUCCUUCAGCCUAUUGUUGAGCCACGUUUUAUGCAGCAGUCAGAGCCAGGAAUCAUUACGACCACAGCUAUAAUGCGGAGAUGUUUAAAAUCUAUAACGUCCAAUCACUUGCUAACAGAAUUUUCCAUAUUCCUUCUCGGUGAAAGUACUAGUCCUGAGACGGAAACUCUAGCGGCUGAGAAUGCCCACAAACUACGCCAAAAACUGAUUGAACGAUGUGAUCAUAUCAAUGAUGAGUUGAGUAUCGAAACUCUGAAGCUAUUUGAAACCCUCCUAUUAAAACCAGCUCAAAUAAUCCUCGACAAUUUGGUACUUCGUAACCUGACAAGCAGAAAGUAUUCUAGCACACCUAGUCUAGCUAAUGGUGAUGUGACAAAUAACGAUACACCCCCCUCCCCUAAGACACCAAUAUCGCCUUCUUUGACCCCAGAUGGAAGUACGUCGCCUACAUUAACCACAAGUGCAGGAGAUGCAAAGAGGGAAGAAGUAGUAAAAACUGUUAACAGCUUCUUAUCUCUUGUUCCCGAACAAGUGAAGUCUUCAGCGUUAGCGGGAGACACAGGCUACGAUAUGUAUCUAGGUGAUGCACACAAACAGUUUCGAGACCGUGCUUUCCAGUGCUGUCAGUUUCGAUGGCCGUCGUCUGCUGCUCCAACAGAUGGAGAAGACGCAAGAGAAUCUUUUUAUGAAGGAGCUUUUUUGAAUAUGUUGUUUAAAAAACUUCAAAGAUUGCUCGAUCAAACUUACGAAAUGAACCUGCAAGUUACUUGUGUUACAGCGUUAUUGGCUCAGUUCAAUCACCCUCAUCUACACGAGUAUCUACUAAACCCGGAUCUACAGUUAGCAAAGGGAUGCAGAUCGCUAUACACUACACUACAACAUGUUGUUAAAGACCUGAAUGGUAGAAUAGAUAGAAUACCUAACUUCCAAAAGAGCGUGGUAAUGAUACGAAAACAGUUAAUGGGCGUGGAUACGACAGCGCCAGAAACCAAUAGUAUGGCGCACAAUAAUCUUUUGGAAGCAUGCAUCGUCCUGGAGGAAUUCUGCAAGGAAUUGGCUGCCAUUGCCUUCGUUAAGGCUACGUCAUCCCUACAUCACCAAUAACCAGAGACAAAUUUUAUUACACAGAAAUUAAUAGCAAGCUUUCAAAGAUAGUCAUCUAUUAUUUGCAAGAAACAGCAUCUGGGAUCGCUGUGGUAAAAGUUUUGAAUCUUCAUGGUUGUUAUAGAAACAAAUCAGGUUCCAGUGAUUAUUACCAAAAUAUCUUUUUAAUAUCGAAUAUUAGUUCUUUCUAGAUAUUAAAGGACAAAGAAAAUUAUUUUAUCAAACAGAUUGAAAUGGGAAAACUCGUUAUAUAAUACUUGGCCAAGGGUUAAGGCUAUUAAAUUAAUACAUUAGAAUAUAAUUCAAAUGGUAAUUUUUGAAGGUGAUUCUAUUGCAGCACUUACUUCUCCGCUAAAUCAACUCAGGGUCUGCUUACAAGAAAAGAAGCAAUGUUUUUCUUCCAAGACACAUCCAUUUAAAAUUAUUUUUAUAACUUGGUCAUGCCACCUUUGAGCAAGUAGGCCCUUGUAACAAAGUAAGGCGCAAGAGUGUGUAACCAAAGUGCGUCAUCUCUAUUUAACCAAUAAAAAAGCACGACGAAUGACCAUGAGUUCUCAUAGUCAUACGUCGUCCUUUUUAGCAUGACGUAAACUGAAAAACACACUAGUAUCGGUGUUGUGAUCGGUAAUGAACAGUCUUACUAGUAAAGAUAGUUGGAGAAAUACCAAGGGCAUUUUUAGCUGAGAUCCCCAGACUUGUGUAGAUAUCAGGCUUGUAAGACAUCCAUGUUCGAAUACCCGCGUUUCUCAGGCUUCUCUCCACUCUUCUGACAUCGGGUUCAUCUGUGAAGUCUUUAGUGUAGACAAAGAUCACAUGUUCUUCGUUUGGCUUUUUCGUGCUGACUUUUGCUUCGUUUCCAAGGCUGCCUGCAAUAACAGCUUUGGCAACAGAAAACCAAAGAUCAUCUACUUCAUAUCUGAAAUAAAAAUAUUCAGGGAUCGGUGAAAGCAAAUAUACUUCUUAGCCUCAGGUCAAACGUCGAACUUCACAUGAGCCGAACCAAAUUGAAGCAAUGAAUAGCAAGGCGGUCGUCUUUGAUGUUAUUAGGUUUACAUGGCAGCAAACGAAUUUUUAAACUUACAAAUAUUUGACCAAUAAAUACCAUUUCAGUACACGGAA